Molecule: messenger RNA, 2149 nt
Organism: Cherax quadricarinatus
Lineage: Eukaryota; Metazoa; Arthropoda; Malacostraca; Decapoda; Parastacidae
Source: RefSeq, a predicted model, not a curated record
GCCACCAAACUAGAAUCUGUGGCCUCAUUGCCACACCAGAACAAAGCCCUGGACCCUCAGGGUGUCCGCUGAAAUCCCUGUUACGUUAAUGGACAUAUCUGGGUCCCUCAAACGAGUCGCUUGGGCUCACUUUAUAUUUAAUCACAACUUUGGCUCUUCAAGACAUCUCCUGGGAAUACAACUAACUGCAAGCAGACACAGAUGGGAUUUUAUCACAGUCGUUUAGUGAAGACAUUGUUGGAAAAAAUACUAUCAAGAUCUGUAUCUCCAUUCCGACGAUAUUAACUCCUUGUCUUGAACUUGUUUAUAGAAGCCAAAACUAUCCUCUCGAGUAAGUGAAAAAUACUAAAAUAGGUCAAAAUUCCUUAAUAUAUGAGGAAAGUGAUAAACGAAGGUAUCCGAAACAAUUUGAAUCAUUACACCUAAGAAGAAAACAUUGAAUUUCUUGAAAGAAAAAUUUUACUGUUAGGAUAACCAAUCCCGUACAAGAGCUAUCUUCCAAUGGCUCCUACAAAACAAAGAUGCAUCUCUACCAACUGUAGAACUAUCUUUCUCUUCCUAACUCUAAUCAUACCUUCAGUAUUGACACAGAAAGAAGAAAUGGAUGAAAGGGUUGAGUAUAGUGGCGAUGGUGAGGAAGAUGGAGACAUGGAUGAUGAUGGUGAUAUAUGGAGUGAUGGGAACGAGAACAGUAUAGCGGGCAACACCGCUAAUCAUACUUCCCUACCCAAUACAGAGGCUGUUAACACCACUAUAGCCAGCCACCCACAUCCUCAUGCGAGUGACUAUACAACAUCUCCACCCAAGCCACAUCACUGCAUCAAAAAAGCAUCCUCCAAGGAAUCAAUGAUCUGCGACUACUUUUCCAACACUGAGGAUGUGGUUAAAGCUCCUACGCAUUUAGCAGAACAUGGAAUUAAGAACUUGGAAAUUAUAGGGGCUAGCAUCCUGCACUUUCAUCCACUGUGCUUAAGUGAAAUCCGUUUCACAAGCUGUAGCAAAAUCAACCAUAUUGACUAUGGUCCUGCCAGCGGAUGCCAUCCCUUGUCAAAGAUGUCAAUUCACAACUCAUCUGUGGAGAAGCUGACUGGUAGUUUCCAAGAAGUUGAAAUAUUUGACAGUCAUAUACGCAGUUUAUCAGUGGCUUCUGUCUCCGACGAUGAGGAGGCAGAAAGACCGGUGCUGUUAAGCAACGUGACCAUCAAAAAUCUUCAUGGUUUUGUUAUUCAAGGCUCAAGUUUCCUUAAGAUGAGCCACUCCAGGAUAGAUAUAGUCUAUGGAAAUCUGAUGCUGAAUUCUUCCAGAAAUAUCUUGAAUGCUAUAAUUGCUUCAGACUUGUCAGUGGUACACGCUAAAGGAUUCUCAGUGAUUGACGGUCAUCUCUUGAUAGAAAACAGCACGAUUCAUGACCUUGAUUCGGGUGGAAUCAUAAUAUCUGGUCAUGGGCUGUUGAUUUUAAAGAACGUGGUGCUGAAAAAGGCUCACACUAACGGACUGGUGUUAAUGGUAGGUGGGAGAGUGAUCUUCGAUAACGUAACCGCCAACAACAUUAACAUUAAGAAGAAGGAAUUCGACUCGAUGGGCGGCCAAGUAUACAUUCUUCGCGUGUCUGCUGCGGCCAAACACAGCUUCUUGACAACGCCUCUGGGAAUCUUCAUUAUUACAGUCUUGGCUAUUCUGACUAUUGUUUGUUUGUGUUGUAUUACCGCUAUAGUAAUCUUGCGAAGGAGGAAUUACAUUUUUUAUGCCAUUUAAAGUAGAUUAGACAGUGUCUAGACUCUAUUCUAGCCACUGAUUACGCUAGCCGCUAAAGUAAUCAGUUAAUAUUCUAUUUAGAGUCUUACAGCGAUUGGGGAGAUAUCAAAGGUUCAUUCCGUGGAAGGGAAGAUUAUUCCCGAAUCCCUGGAUCAAGAGCCUUUCCCCACCAUCAAAGCAGUGCCCUAAAGGAGUGAUGCGUAAAUACAUAUUCAGUUUUCACUGCAAUGAUUCACUGUGAAUUUUUAAGUUAUUAGAGAGAAGCAUGAUAAGUGUGAAGGGAAUAAUUGUGUUCUUGUCUUGCUCUAAGCAGUCGGAGGUUCGAGCCUCCACAGCUCAUUCUUCUGAAUGACCCAGACGGGUUUAUCGUUUGGUUUAAAUAAUCAUUGUGGGC